Messenger RNA from Arabidopsis arenosa, 1792 nucleotides. The record is from the annotation of a GenBank genome assembly. NCBI's taxonomy places the organism in Eukaryota, Viridiplantae, Streptophyta, Magnoliopsida, Brassicales, Brassicaceae.
AGAAGAGUCUUAUUUGGGGUUUUUCUUAGGAUUAAGCUCUAAUGGCAAAUGAAGUAAACGAGCGGACUUUAGAGGAGACCUCUACGUGGGCAGUAGCUGUUGUUUGCUUCGUCUUACUCUUUAUUUCGAUUGUCCUCGAACAUUCGAUUCACAAAAUUGGAACCUGGUUUAAAAAGAAGCAUAAGCAUGCUCUUUUUGAAGCUCUUGAAAAGGUCAAAGCAGAGCUUAUGCUGUUGGGAUUCAUAUCACUACUGCUCACAGUUGGACAAACACCAAUCUCAAAAAUCUGCAUCCCCCAGCAUGUUGCAGAUACAAUGCACCCUUGCAGUGCCGCUGCAGAAGCUGAAAAAUACGCCAAGAAAGACACCGGAAAGAAAGAAGAUGGAGAUGGAGAUAAACCCGGUCGAAGACUUCUUCUUGAGUUAGCUGACUCUUAUAUCCAUAGAAGAAGUUUAGCCACCAAAGGUUAUGACAAAUGCGCCAAUAAGGGGAAAGUGGCUUUUGUAUCUGCUUAUGGAAUCCACCAGCUGCAUAUAUUCAUCUUCGUGCUCGCGGUUGUUCAUGUUAUAUACUGCAUUGUUACUUAUGCUUUCGGAAAGAUCAAGAUGAGAAGGUGGAAGUCGUGGGAGGAGGAGACAAAGACAAUAGAGUAUCAGUAUUCCAACGAUCCUGAGAGGUUUAGGUUUGCGAGGGACACAUCUUUUGGGAGAAGACAUCUCAAUUUCUGGAGCAAGACGAGUGUUACACUAUGGACUGUGUGUUUUUUCAGACAGUUCUUUGGAUCUGUCACCAAAGUUGAUUACUUUGCACUAAGACAUGGUUUCAUCAUGGCGCAUUUUGCUCCCGGUAACGAAUCAAGUUACGAUUUCCGCAAGUAUAUUCAGAGAUCAUUAGAGAAAGACUUCAAAACCGUUGUUGAAAUCAGUCCGGUUAUCUGGUUUGUCGCUGUGCUAUUCCUCUUGACCAAUUCACAUGGAUUACGUUCUUACCUCUGGUUACCAUUCAUUCCACUAGUCGUAAUUCUAAUAGUUGGAACAAAGCUUGAAGUCAUAAUAACAAAAUUGGGUCUAAGAAUCCAAGAGAAAGGUGAUGUGGUGAGAGGGGCCCCAGUGGUUCAGCCUGGUGAUGACCUCUUCUGGUUUGGCAAGCCACGGUUCAUUCUUUUCCUUAUCCACUUGGUCCUUUUUACGAAUGCAUUUCAACUUGCCUUCUUUGCCUGGAGUACGUAUGAAUUCAAUCUCAAUAAUUGUUUCCAUGAAAGCACUGCAGAUGUGGUCAUUAGACUUGUAGUUGGAGCUGUUGUACAGAUACUUUGCAGCUAUGUGACUCUUCCACUCUAUGCACUUGUUACUCAGAUGGGUUCUAAAAUGAAGCCAACAGUAUUCAACGAUAGAGUAGCCACGGCAUUAAAGAAGUGGCAUCGCACUGCAAAGAGCGAGACUAAACACGGAAGACACUCGGAAUCCAACACACCUUUCUCUAGCCGUCCAACCACACCAACACAUGGCUCAUCUCCAAUCCAUCUCCUUCACAAUUUCAAUAACCGGAGCGUUGAAAGUUACCCGAAUUCUCCUUCUCCUAGACACUCUGGUCAUGGUCAUCAUGAACACCACUUUUGGGAUCCUGAGUCCCAACACCAAGAAGCUGAAACUUCCACACAUCAUUCUCUUGCGCAUGAAAGCUCAGAAAAGAAGCCUGUUCUUGCAUCUGUGGAACUUCCUCCUAUAAGGACUAGCAAAAGCUUAAAAGAUUUUUCUUUUAAGAAAUGAUGAUUCUUGAAUUUGUAUUUGGU